Molecule: messenger RNA, 459 nt
Organism: Stylonychia lemnae
Lineage: Eukaryota; Ciliophora; Spirotrichea; Sporadotrichida; Oxytrichidae
Source: the annotation of a GenBank genome assembly
AUGAAUAAGAUUCUUGGAUAUAUCGAGUCAGGUAAAUAGCAAGGAGCAAAAUUGUUAGUUGGAGGUAACAGACAUGGCGACAAGGGUAAUUUCGUUGAGGCAACUAUCUUUGCAGAUGUCUAAGAUAACAUGAAAAUAGCUAGAGAAGAAAUUUUCGGACCAGUUUUAUCAAUUGCCAAGUUCAAAACUAUUGAUGAAGUAAUACAAAGAGCUAAUGAUACACAUUAUGGGCUAGGUGCUGGUAUCCAGACAAAAAAUAUCGAAAAUGCAAUUAAGAUUUCAAAUGGAAUCAGAGCCGGAACUGUUUACGUUAAUUGUUAUUAUGCUUUUGAUCCAGCUGUUCCAUUUGGUGGUUUUAAGGAUUCCGGAGUUGGAAGAGAGUGUGGAGAAGCUGGUCUUAGACCAUAUCUUGAAAGUAAAACAGUCAUUAUUAAGAGACCUGAUGAUUCCCUACCAUGA